ACAUGAUUUAUGAAAGGAACAGCAAAUACGAUAAUCUUCACAAAAAUUGUAGUAAUAUUAAAACAUAACCAUCGCUUUGAAUUCUCAUUUUGGAUGUAAGAUUCAAUUAAUGAACAAGAAAGGGAAAUAAAACUACCCACGCGGCCACUGUUGUUACCUCGUAAACGUACGUGGACACAAAAUUCAAACCACUUCGCUUCACACUUUCUCCUCUCUUCUUUCCACUUCAUCUUUUUUCCUCUUUUAAAUCACAUCAGAAAACUUUUUUCUAGCCGUCGAUGAGUGAUUUUAGGCGGGAAAUCUGAGAAUAUAAAAUGAUCGAACCGUCGUCGUCGGCAGAAUCGAGCUUCCGAGAGUUGGAUGAAGUUUUCCUGCAGACUCAAACACGGAUAUGGCUGGGAGAGCUUCUAAAUUCGAGAUUGGAUGAGGAUUUGCCUCUCCCCGAUUUGCUUCAAGAUGGAGAAAUAUUGUUUCAAGUUUCUAGAGUAGUGUGGGAAUUUUUGAUGACCAAAUGUAUGGAGGUCAGACAUUUGAAACAUAAAUACGGUCCGUUUGCUUCUAAGAAGAGCAGUGGGAGGUACAGGCCUUACUCCAACGUUGAUUCCUUUCUAAAGAUAUGCAAAAUUCUGGGAUUGAAUGGCAUCGACCUUUUUUCACCAUCUGAUGUUGUGGAGAAGAGAAACAUUCGAAAAGUAUGCAUUUGCAUAAGAGCUCUCUCAAAAAAAGCAAGGUCUAAGCAACUGAGUGUCCCGGAUUUCGACAUGGUUAUAUACUCGGUAACCAUGCCAACUGAUAUGGUAGGGGUGAUAAGAAGGAGCUUAGAGUCGCCACAAUGCACCUUUUCAAGUUCAUCCAGUUAUGGUUCACGUAAGGGCUCAAAAACGAAGCUGAAAAAGAGCAAUUUAUAUGCACCGGACAUCAGAGAUGAUGACUCUAGUAGCUCAGACGAGUCAGAUGAAGCAGAAAGCAGAUACAUGGGUGACAAUUCCUUUUCAUCUCCAAGCAAUUUUGAUAAUGCUGAUGGAGUGAAUUCCGACAUAGAAGAUUCACCUGAAAAAUGUUAUAUAUCUGGACAGUAUAGGACACAAAAUUUCGUGGAAUCAGAUGCCAAAUGCAAAUCUGAUUCUGACAUCGACAAAGAUACUUCUUGUUGCAGCGUUUCUAAGAAAAAAACAUAUGAUGGCAAUUCACAUGUAAACAGUGAAGAGAGACAAGCCUACAGCAAUGGUAAUGCGGAUGUUUCCAAUGUGAACUUCACGCUCGAGAGUGACGAUCCAUACAUGGGAGAUUCUUCAUGCAUCGAGACGGGAGAAAAUAAUUACAUUGCUAAUUAUUUGGCAUUUUCAGAUUUAAUGGUUCAUGCAACUGAUGGCAGUAACUCUGUUGUUCGUGAUGGGGAGAACAAUAUGUUUGAUUUCUUUCUAAAUGUCGAUUCCCAAGGAGCGAGUUUCCACAACGGAUCAGAAAGAGUGUAUUCUGAUGAUGAAGAUUUAGAGGUUUCUUCCACCACUAGUAUGAGCUCUGUGUUGGGCCGGUUGCUCAACUUGGAGUUUGAUAACCAGUUUGAUGAGGAUGAUUCAUCGAGCACGAACGUUCACUCUUCUGCAUCCAAGGAGCUUGAGUCUAGAAAACUCUAUAAAGAUGCACCUGUAUUAUCGGAACCCCCAAAGGAGGGCACAUUUCACACCCAACUAUUCGAUUCACAAGAUGAAUUUAAGAUGGCACCAAGAUUUCUAAAUUGUGUGGAGUAUUAUCAUCCAUCACAGGACAAUGGUGAAACGUCCAUUUUGAAGCUCUCAAAGGAUGAGUCAUGUUGUAAUCAAACCAGCAACCCUGCUGGGAACGGGGUCCAUAGGGUUGUGUUGGAUGCAAAUGAUGAUCCGGAGAGACCUCUUUCUGGUGAAGAUAAUGAAAAAGAGAUUGACGGGGCUAUCAUCCUUGGUUCAGAUGAAGCUACGGUUGACAAUGGGGGAUUGGUCUGUUUAGAAUUUUCAACCAAGAGUAAACUAGUUGAGCCAUCUCAGAUUGCUUCUGGUGACACCAACACAUAUAAUUCUAUUUUUCGAACAAAUCUACAUGAAACUGGUUCAGCCCGUGUGCAAGUCGAAGAUAAUAUUUCUCCCACUGAUGAAAAUUGCGAUCAGGACAAAAGAGAAAAGGAUGAAAGUGAUUCCCAGCUGCCUUCUACGAAGCCUAAGCAAAACCCAUUGCUGAAAACAGUUGUCAAAUGCACGGCCAUUGCUGGUGUCUUAUUUCUCUUGCUACACAUCAGAAAAAGCAACGCGCAUAAUGCACAAGAACGUCGACAAAAUCCUCAGGCAAAGCACAAGGGGUUGAAGCCCUUGUCCGGGAAGCAACAACCAAGAAGUGUAGGGAAAGGUAUAUAUCCAACAGAGAAGCUCAAGUUAUGAAAGUAGAGUUAGGAUGGUUGACAUAUCAUAUAGUAAUUAUCAAAA
Molecule: messenger RNA, 2456 nt
Organism: Salvia miltiorrhiza (redroot sage)
Lineage: Eukaryota; Viridiplantae; Streptophyta; Magnoliopsida; Lamiales; Lamiaceae
Exons: 8
Coding region: 315-2411 (698 amino acids)
Biological process (GO): actin crosslink formation
Cellular component (GO): actin filament
Molecular function (GO): actin filament binding; cytoskeletal adaptor activity
Source: RefSeq, a predicted model, not a curated record